AGGUUUAAUUAUGAUAAGUUUUGGUAGGUUUUUGUAAAUAUUUUUUUUCGUUUUCUGGUUUGCAUUAAUAGCUAGAACAUGGAGAAAUUAAUAAGAUUGGCAUUCUUUUUUGUCGCAGCAUGUACAAAGCAGCAUAAUUAUAUAAUAAUGCUCUAAGUUGCUUUUAUUUUUAUUUAACAGAAGACAAAAUUAUAAAUUUUAUGGCUUCUUAAUUAUACUGUAUGUACUAAAAUAUAACUUUUUUCUUUUAAUGAGUGUUUCUUAAUUAUAGGGAAGGUCACUCAACAUAGACAAUUUCAGGUUAGUUUUCUCCUUUGACCCCAUACACAUGCAAAUACAAAGCGUUUUCAUUUUUAGUGCCCUUGAUUUUUGAAAAUUCUAGGGUUUUUGAUGUUAUACUCAUUUUGUCAGAUUUUUUUAAGUACAUUUCCCAAUUCUUCGUACAAAUAUUGUUUAAAAAACGUAUUUUUAUUUGAUUUUGGCUACUUGGGUUUUGAGGUUUUGAGAAUGUGGUUUGAAUUUUUUUCAGUUGGGUUAUUUUUGUCCUUUGAGAAAAAGAAAAGGGUUUUGUUCUUAACACUUGUUUUUGAUCGUUUGAAGGUUUUAGUUUGGUUUCUAAGAAUAAAGGGUUUUCUUUUUCAAGGGUUUAGAGAAUCGAUCUACCUAUUUUUUUUUUUUUUUUGAUAUUUUCUGAUAUGUUUGUAACAAUUCUUUGUACUUCUUUACUGAGAUUUGACCACAGGAUUAGCAUUGACUUUGUUGUAAUCGAUAUCUAUAAAUAUACAUGUAUCUUUUGAUACUGAGAGCAAACUCUAAUGGCUCCGAAUCCAAGAGUUGUUAAUGCUUUUCCGAGCUAUGAGGCGUCUAGGUAUUGAAGAAGGAAAGGUCAAAAGAGUUUUGAAAAAGCUUUUUAAAUUGUAUGACAAGAAUUGGGAACUCAUUGAAGAAGAGAACUAUAGAGCUUUAGCUGAUGCUAUAUUUGAAGAAGAUGAUACCAUUGAGGAGGAGAAGAAAAAAGGAAGUGAUCAUAAUCCUGAACACCAGGACGAUGAUAUGGAUGAAGAAACGCUCGUUAAUGAACCUGUUCGGCCCGAUCGUAUUUUUUUUUUUUAA
This is a messenger RNA of Cannabis sativa, 1113 nucleotides long. RefSeq names its product probable inactive histone-lysine N-methyltransferase SUVR2. Bases 841 to 1113 code for a protein of 90 amino acids. NCBI's taxonomy places the organism in Eukaryota, Viridiplantae, Streptophyta, Magnoliopsida, Rosales, Cannabaceae. The record is from RefSeq and is a predicted model, not a curated record. The transcript is spliced from 2 exons.